CGCUUGUCGCGCGUCGGAGACGUCAUCGGGAAGCGCGGUUGCCUGGGCAGCCAAAGCCGAAGAAGAUGACGGAGAGCGAGGAAGAGCAGCAGGAGCUAGUGCAGAGGAGGAGGAGGAGGGUGGUGACGCUGCAGGCUCAUGUCAGGGGUUAUCUGGUCAGGAAGAGAUUUCAAAGCUUAAAGGGGGAAUAUGAGAGCAUCGUCAAGGAGAUUGAAGGGGAUCUGGAUCGGCUGAAGUGGAACAGGCAUUCCAUGCCAGUGCCAGUGCUUCUUCCAAAGUCUGUCCAGAAACCAAUAAAAGCCAAGGAAUUAAGUGUCCAAGAGCCAGGAGCCAACAAGAACAAGUUGCAUGAAAAGGAGGAAGCGCUUUCUUGUCAAGAACUACUCCCCGAAAAAGACCCUAAUUGCAAGAUGCAACUUCCAAGCAGCCUUCCAGCUGAGGUGGUGGCAGAAACUGAGGCUGAGGAGGAGCAUCUUAUGGGCGGCUCCCCUGGGAAUACCUGCAGCCUGCCACAAGAGAGUGAGGAAGGCAAGCACCACAACAGCAUGUCGUCCGAAUGGAGCAGCAUGAUCCUUGACACGGAGUCUCCAAGGUUGAGCCAAGAGCUUCAUUUCCAAAAAGUACCAGAGAUGCCCCAAGCUGUGCCUGACCUCCAGCGCUACCGAAAGCACCUGGCCAUGGAGCUGCUGUGGCUGCAGCAAGCAAUUGCCAGCCGUAAGAAUUAUUUGAUCCUGAAACAGAAGUUGGGGAGCCCAGAGUGACUGCCAACUUGGAGGUCUCCAGCCUAUCUUCCCAGUCACACAGAAACAGGCGUAGCUGCUCUUACCAGUCAUCAGGGGGAAGAAAGCAUUGGGGGAGCAGCUCCCACCAUGACUGCAGGGAAGGGCUUGUGGUUCCCUGGAGCUGGCUGUUCUGCAUGGUCCCAGCAUUCAUGCUUGUGAAAGCAAGUGAAGAUUCUCUUCUGAUUUUUCAUGUCACAGUCUUGCCUGUUGUGGGUGUAUCUCUUAGAGCAGGGUUCAUUGUGGAAGGGGGCUGAUGGGCUUUAUGGGGGUCGGAAGACAUUGUUCCAGUGCAAGUCAGACUGGUAAUUCCUGUCUUAACAUAAUCAUUUUUCUCAAUUCUUGUUCAGACCAUAACCAUUUUUGCUUUCAAUUUGAUAAUGCCCCUGGGUCUCUUUCCUUCUCAGUGAGACAGCUGGAAGAGGUGAGCCAGGCAAUCUCUCUCCAGUUUCCCAUUGUAUAGUAUAUAUAAAAGAAGGUUUUAAAGUACAGGGUUGUUUUCUUCUUCUCCCAGACCUUGUUAAUAUUCCUUCAAGAAUGCAACUUUCUUUCCGUCAUUGAAUCCCUAGUUCUCAUCCAACAUUUUUGACCCACUCCUUUGACACAAGGAUGAGGAGCGUUUGUUAGUGAGGGCUGAUUUUACCUUCAUUUUUGUGCUACUUAAGUUUGCAUACAGUAUUUUAUUGCCACAUUUUCACAUAAGGAGCCAUUUUUGUGAAACCUCCCUAUAUGGAAAAAUUACACAGUAGUCACAUGAGAGAAAUUGCACCUUUACAGUCCUCCGCUAUGAUAACGUUUUACACAAACUAUUUAUUCCUUGAGUGAUACUAAGGCAUUGAUAUCGCCACAUGCAAACCACCACACUCUGUGGAAUAAAGGUGAAAU
Messenger RNA from Lacerta agilis (Sand lizard), 1664 nucleotides. RefSeq names its product IQ motif containing C (gene IQCC). The transcript is spliced from 5 exons. Gene Ontology annotation, molecular function: protein binding. Bases 66 to 761 code for a protein of 231 amino acids. The record is from RefSeq and is a predicted model, not a curated record. NCBI's taxonomy places the organism in Eukaryota, Metazoa, Chordata, Lepidosauria, Squamata, Lacertidae.